CGUCACACCAUGUCACCGCACCGCAUCGCACUGCACCGCAUCCCGUCACGCUGUCGCAACGUCGUCGCCCGUCGCCCGUCGCGCACCGGGCUAAUAGUCGCGAGAAAAACACAGGCCAAAACAGACAUUCUGCGACAUUGCAAACAGAGAAUUCGCCGAAAAGCCGCCCGCCCCAAAACAAACGGCCAACGCGCAUUUUGAACUUAAAUUGUCCGCGUCUUUGUCUCCACCAGCGACUCGGGUUAUGGAGAGACACAAACAACAUUCAACGAGUUUCCACGCGCCAUUGAAUCCCUGAGUCAUGCCCUCGGAGGUCAUUUGGGUCCUCUCCAGCCCAGAGGUAGGACCUCGCUCAACAUCAGCCGCCGUCAACACCAAGUCGUCGCGCCUUCCGCCCAGCGCACAGAAGCACAUCCCCGAUGAUGAUCUAGACCACGACACUUGUAACCUCACAGCCGAAGAUGUUCCACCAAUAUCUGCGUCAAAAACCCUCGCCAGAAAAGAAUCAGGUCUCGGCACCUUUGAUCUCACGGGAGACAGUCAAGAACUGAAGUCCAUCAAGGGCUCUGCUCGGAGUAUAACGCAGAAGGAAACUUCGACACUCGACAUUGACAUAUCAUGGCUGUCUUCGGAUGGCUUUCUCGAUAUUGACAAUAUCGCCAGAUCGACAUCCGGAGGUGACCGAACAAGCGAGCCAGUUAGGAAGCGACAGCGCUUAUCUCCUCCAGUCUCUAAGUCCAACAGCCCAAAACCUCGGUUGGCGCAGACACAUGUACCAGCCACAACCAAAAUCCCCGCUCGACCAGGGCCGUCAAGGAGUAGUAGCAGUAGGGUGAUGGAGGAUGUUGAGUUCUCCAGCUCUCCUCAUAUUUCUAGCCCGAAGAUAUCCAAAGCGCCCAAACCGACCUAUCGUGACGAUGGCGACAGCUCCGAUCCUUUUGCGAGUCCACCCCCAAGGCCCACCCGAGAACAAAAAGGCAAGGGACCUGCUUCUGUAAAAGUCACACCAGAUGUCACCAUCCUAGACGAUUCCGACGAUGAUGAUCCGUCCGCAGCCACCCCACCAAGAACGAACAGGAAACCAUCGGAGGACGAUUCCGACAAUGAUCCAUUUGCAGACAGUCCGCCAAAGAUUAAUCCGAAACCACGGGAAACGUCAAGGGCGGCAACUACAGCAGCAGCAUGGGACCCAAUAUCAAGCUCGGCCCCCCUUCCAGCGAAACCUAGUCCUCGCCGCCCACUAGGAAGAAGUCAAUCAGUGGUUAUUCCCCUCGAUGACUCGGAUGAGGACGUAGUCGCUGACCCCUUAUCCGACGACGAAGAUGACUUCCCAGACAUAUCCGACCUCCGCUUCCCAGCUAAUCGCACAACGAGUGAUCUGUCGGGACCAACGAAACGGCCAUUCACCAAGUCCGCAUCCACAACAACUGGCGCGACAAGAACGAAGUCCACAGGAGGUGCAAAGAAAACGGCCGAAGAACGAGCCAGAGAAAGAGAAGAUAAAGCCCUCGAAAAGAAAGCAGUAGCGGAAAGGAAAAAGCAAGAAAAAGAGCGCGAGAAACGACAGAAGGCCGAAGAGAAACAGCGCGCCGCCGCCCAUGCAGAAGCGAACAAGCUAAAGAUCAGAAAGGAAACCGCCACGCCCGAGAUGAUCGUGGAUCUUCCGUCUAGCCUCAACCAGGCGGCCAGGAUCAAAGCCGAGGAGUUCCUAAAGAAGAUCGAUGUCAAGGAGAUCAACACCUGGACCUCUCCAGUCGACAAUGUCGUACGCUGGCGCCGCGUGGUCAAAGCCCGCUACAACGAAGAACGCCACCACUAUGACCCCAUUCCCGAGACCAUCGGAACCGAGAAAUUCAGCCUCGUCAUCCUCCCCGCCGCCGAAUUCGCUAAGCUCGCAAUGGGCGCCGAGGGCCACAAUCUCGAAGCGCACGUGCUCAAGAUGCAACGCCACUUUCCCGGCCACCAAACCAUCUACCUCAUCGAAGGCCUGAAAGCGCUCCUCUCAAAGAACCGCAACAAGCGCAACAACGACUUUGCCUCCGCCGUCCGCUCCCGUCUGGCCGAGGACGAAUCCGCGACAGCUUCCUCGUCCCGCCGCACUACCUCCAAAAAGAACGAUCCCCCCGUAGCCAUCAACGAAUCCCAAAUCGACACCGCCCUCCUCCAACUCCAACUCCUCUACUCCAUGCAAAUCCGCGAAACCACCUGUCCCCAAGAGACCGCCCACCAGCUACAGCUCUUCACCCAACAACUCGCCAUCGCGCCCUAUAAACGGCGCCACGAAGACUACUUGAUGAAAUCGGCGGGCUUCUGCAUGGAUAGCGGACAGGUGCGGACGGCUAUUGGACCCGAGGAAGCGUACGUGCGCAUGCUGCAGGAGGUGUCGAGGAUCACGGCUCCCAUAGCCAUGGGGAUCGCGAAUGAGUACCCUAGUGUUGGGCGGCUGGUGAAGGCGUUGGAGGAAGGGGGGCCGGGGACGUUGGAGGAUGUUAGGAGGGUGAUUAAUAAGGAAGGGGAGGUUGGGGAGAAGAGGGUGGGGAAGGCGGUUAGUAAGAGGCUUUGGAAGAUCUUUACGGGGAGGGAUGAGAUGAGUACGGAGGUUUAG
Neurospora tetraspora is the source of this 2605-nucleotide messenger RNA. Its product is annotated as ERCC4 domain-containing protein. Gene Ontology annotation, cellular component: nucleus; Holliday junction resolvase complex. Gene Ontology annotation, biological process: resolution of meiotic recombination intermediates; mitotic intra-S DNA damage checkpoint signaling; replication fork processing. Bases 302 to 2605 code for a protein of 767 amino acids. The record is from RefSeq and is a predicted model, not a curated record. Gene Ontology annotation, molecular function: DNA binding; crossover junction DNA endonuclease activity. NCBI's taxonomy places the organism in Eukaryota, Fungi, Ascomycota, Sordariomycetes, Sordariales, Sordariaceae. The transcript is spliced from 2 exons.